AUGGCUAAUCAGUGGAUGCCUCUAAAGGAUAUGCCUAAUUUGAAAGGAAAGAUCGCCGUCGUGACGGGCGGCAACAGCGAUAUUGGUCGCGAAAUAGCAAGACUUCUCGCACAGAAGAGCGCAAAGGUCUACUUCACCACACGCUCCGAUACAACAGCAAUCAAAACACGCAAUCGAAUCUUGGAGGGUCACCCUGAAAUCGAUCCCGAAAACCUGCAGUGGAUGACGAUGGAUGUCACCGAUAUGCGAAGUGUAACCUCGACAGUGGACAAGCUCAAGGCGAAGGAGCACAAAGUCGACAUUCUAAUCCACAAUGCGGCCGCAGGAACAACGUCUACGGAAUUGGUUGGACCUGGAUGGGAGGUACAUAUGGCUACCAAUUUCAUCGGCCCCUUUCUCCUCACCAACCGCAUGCUCCCGCUGCUGAAGAACGCCCUCAAGGAUAAAGACGCCGACGUCCGAGUGGUCACGAUGAGCUCAAGUGCUCAAGUCGCAUUGGUACCGGGCAAAUUUCCAUUCAACUUCAACUCUCCCGACUGCUUCUGUAAUCCAGUCCCCUCGCCUCCCUGGCAGUGGCGCUAUGUCGGUCGCUUCAUAUUCGGCUUCGACACGAUCCGCUACGGCGUAUCCAAAGCUGCCAAUGCCAUACUCGCCCAGGAACUGCAGAAGCGGAUGGAUGAGCAGAAACUGCCGAUUUUAUCCAUGGCAGUACACCCCGGCGAAGUCGCCACCGAGGGCGUGUUCUCGAUCAAUCCUAGUCUGAUCAAGACGAUUGCGCGUUGGACAUUCAUCUUCCCAGAGCAAGGCGCUGCGACGCCCGUCUUUGCAGCUGUCUCGAAGGAGAUUCGCCAGGAUGCCUUCAAAUACAAGGGCAAGUUCGUGUUCCCUGGUGGGAAGAUUGGAGACCCGAACCCAGUCGCUUCGAACGAGGAGCAAGUCACUGGGUUGUGGCGCAACGCCAAUGAGGAAGUGAAUGCGCAGCUUUGCGCUCAAGGACUCCCUGGUCUUCAACCAUGGUAA
Messenger RNA from Colletotrichum costaricense, 1020 nucleotides. RefSeq names its product short-chain dehydrogenase/reductase family Oxidoreductase. The coding region runs from base 1 to 1020 and encodes 339 amino acids. The record is from RefSeq and is a predicted model, not a curated record. The transcript is spliced from 4 exons. NCBI's taxonomy places the organism in Eukaryota, Fungi, Ascomycota, Sordariomycetes, Glomerellales, Glomerellaceae.